This is a messenger RNA of Aspergillus homomorphus CBS 101889, 1692 nucleotides long. RefSeq names its product putative actin-related protein RO7. The transcript is spliced from 2 exons. The coding region runs from base 1 to 1692 and encodes 563 amino acids. Gene Ontology annotation, biological process: microtubule-based movement. NCBI's taxonomy places the organism in Eukaryota, Fungi, Ascomycota, Eurotiomycetes, Eurotiales, Aspergillaceae. The record is from RefSeq and is a predicted model, not a curated record.
AUGAGCAGCUUGCGACACGGUCACUCGGGGACGCCGUCCUCCCCCCAUACCCCACAACACCACUUACGAUCCAACAACUCCUCAUUCGCCAGCACCACCUCGAGCACCUCCUACCGCGGCGAGGAAGAUGCCAUUAUCUUCGAAUUAGGCGCCCGCUGGCUCCGCGCUGGUUUCGAGGGUGAGAGCACCCCGAUGUGCGUGGUGGGCUGCGGCCCUGAAGAAUGCCGCCGCGUCGGCGACUAUCGCGGAUGGCUGAAGACGAACAACCCGGACACCGACCCGGGGCAGUUGCGGCCGCUUGUCAAUGCGGAGGAUUGGGCGAGCGCCUACGAGCUCUGGAAGAUGGAUCUUCGAACGGUCGACCUGGGCCUCGUGGAGGACAAGAUUGAGCGGAUGUUUCGAGAGACCUACAACAAAUACCUGUUGACGGACGCGGGCACGUCGCGGCUGGUACUGGUGCUCCCCGCGAUCAUGCCACACCCACUACUGUCGUCGUUACUGUCGGUACUGUUCAGCCGAUGGCGGUUCCCGAGUAUCACGCUGUUGACGAGUGCUACGAUGGCGGUGAUGGCGGCCGGGGUGCGCUCCGCUCUGGUGGUAGAUAUUGGGUGGGCGGAGACGGUGGUCACGGGGGUCUAUGAGUAUCGUGAGAUCGCGGUCAAGCGGAGCACGAGAGCUAUGAAGGCGCUGCUGCAGGAGACGGGACGGUUGCUCACCAACAUCCCCGCGGCGCGGGGUGGGAAAGCGCAGUCGUCGGGAUCGGGCGAUGCUGGUAUCUCGGUGAGGUUUGAAGUUUGCGAAGAAGUUGCCAGCAGAUUUCUAUGGUGUAAACCCAGGAAUACUCCCUCAACGGCAGAAUCAACAAAGGCAGAACCCGACGACGACGAACACGAACCUACCACUCAACAUUCCUCUUUAUCUUCCCUUCUACAACGGACGGUGGAAAUUCCUUGCCCCUCGAACCCAGGAUCGGCCUACGUCAACCUCCCCUUCUCCACCUUCACCGAGCCCGUCGAAACCACCCUCUUCGCAACCGGCACAGCAGAGUGCGAGCUCGACGACGAAGAAAAGCCCCUUCCACUUCUAGUCUACAAUGCCUUACUCGCCCUCCCACCCGAUGUCCGCGGCAUCUGCAUGUCCCGCAUGAUCUUUACCGGUGGCGGUGCCAACAUUCCCGGCGUCCGCCAGCGCAUCCUUGCGGACGUCGCGGCUCUUGUCGACGAGCACGGCUGGUCCCCCGUCCGCGGCAAAGUGAUCGAGCAACAACGACGCAAACUCGCAAACUUACACCCCACCCCCGACACAAACAACACCACACCAACCGAGCCUCAACCCCAAAAACCAGCCCCAGCCCAGGAACCCCAAGACUCCGACUCCGACUCCACACUAGACGGCGAAGACCCCAUCGAAGCAAAAAUCCGGCGCAAUAACCGCGACACCGUGGCGCCACCAACACUGCAGGGUGUGCUCCGCGAGGUCGAAACCCUCGGUCCCUGGGCCGGGGCCAGCCUAACCACCUCGCUCAAAAUCCGGGGCCUGGUCGAGAUCGAGCGCGAGAAGUACCUGCAGCAUGGCCUUGCCGGCGCGACGCGGGACUUCGAGGCCCAUGCGCAUGUGCCUGAUCGACGGUCCGGGUUGCGGGCCGGCGGCGGAGGGGAUCGCUCCAGUUGGACGUUGGCGGGGUGGGGUUGA